Molecule: messenger RNA, 536 nt
Organism: Lotus japonicus
Lineage: Eukaryota; Viridiplantae; Streptophyta; Magnoliopsida; Fabales; Fabaceae
Product: nuclear transcription factor Y subunit B-6-like
Exons: 1
Coding region: 52-495 (147 amino acids)
Biological process (GO): regulation of transcription by RNA polymerase II
Cellular component (GO): CCAAT-binding factor complex; nucleus
Molecular function (GO): RNA polymerase II cis-regulatory region sequence-specific DNA binding; DNA-binding transcription activator activity, RNA polymerase II-specific; protein heterodimerization activity
Source: RefSeq, a predicted model, not a curated record
CUCUUCAGUAAACCCCUGUCUUCUACUGUUGCAUUGCUGAAUCGAUUGAUAAUGGCAGGGUUGAUGAGGGAACAGGACCAGUACAUGCCGAUCGCGAACGUGAUAAGGAUUAUGCGAAGGACUCUUCCACCGCAGGCCAAAAUCUCCGACGAGGCGAAGGAGACGAUUCAAGAGUGCGUGUCGGAGUUCAUCAGCUUCGUUACUUCCGAAGCUAAUGAGCGGUGCCAGAAGGAGCAGAGGAAGACGGUGAGCGCAGAGGACGUGCUUUGGGCGUUUGGGAAGCUUGGCUUCGAUGACUACCUUCUCCCUCUCACCCUUUUCCUUCACCGCUACCGUCACACUGAAGGCGGACUUGUCAUGCCACCACCGCCACCGCUGCCGCAGCCAGCGCCAGGGUACUACUACAGGGAUGAUGAUGCCUCUGCUUCUGGCUCUUCAAUUGCACCAUUUGAUUCUCUUUUUCACCUAAAGCGUGAUCCUGAUGAUUUGAUUUGAUGUGAGAAAUUAGUUUAAGAGAAAAACCAAUGCAUGCAGAU